Messenger RNA from Drosophila biarmipes, 4613 nucleotides. RefSeq lists its product as uncharacterized. The record is from RefSeq and is a predicted model, not a curated record. The transcript is spliced from 11 exons. Bases 938 to 4387 code for a protein of 1149 amino acids. Gene Ontology annotation, cellular component: nucleus. Gene Ontology annotation, biological process: regulation of transcription by RNA polymerase II. NCBI's taxonomy places the organism in Eukaryota, Metazoa, Arthropoda, Insecta, Diptera, Drosophilidae. Gene Ontology annotation, molecular function: DNA-binding transcription factor activity, RNA polymerase II-specific; RNA polymerase II cis-regulatory region sequence-specific DNA binding; protein dimerization activity.
AGCAGCGAGAGAGACACAGUGAGGAGGAGAGAGCGCGCCCGUCAGCUGUUCAAUGUUUUGGCUGUGUGCGGCGCACAGGUUCCGCUGGUCCGCAGCUUCGUUCUUCGAUCAGUUCCGUUUGUGGAAUGGAACCGCUCGUUCUGCGCUGUUCCCGCCCACUCCGCCGCCCGCCCUCCGCAGCAUUCCAAGCCGAUCCGCAGUUCCGCGUGUGCCUUCCGAGCGUUUUUCGAUCGAGUAGUGGGGGUUACACUAUCGUCGCCACAAGGAGCCAUGUACACUGUACAUAAAUACAUUCAAGCAGGCGCCCACUGACGUCUCUCUCUCUGACGUCUGACAACCCCGCCACCCCCUCUAAGUGCGCCCGUGUGUGUGUGCGUGUGUGUGUGCGAUUAUUGUUAUUAUUGUGCUUUGUGACGCAUAUAACGGCAAAAGCGGGGCGUGUUUUUGCCUUCGUUGGAGAAGCUCAGCGUCUCGUGGGUAAAAAGCGCCAAUCGGACAGGUGUCGUUUGGCGGAAAGCUCGAGCUGCCGCUGUCGGGCGUAGUAAACAAAUCAGAGAUUAGGGCGCCGUGCUGGGCGCAAACAACACUCCAAGAAAGACGGCUCAAUUAGCAAAUUAAUCUAGAGACUGCCGGAUCCCUGGGGUAUUUUCGAAACGUGCUAAGCACUAAACAUAUUUCCGAGUGUCCAGACCAAAUCUCCGCCAGCGUUUACAACUCAUUUGACCCGCGAAUUCGUUUACAGAGCGAUGGAAAAACCCCAGCCACACGGAAAAAGGGCCAGCGCCAGCAUUUAAUUGCCACUGCUACGCCAGAGACAUUAAAAAACACAAAAAGUGGAAAUAAAAAUCAUUAAAUGUGCCCAGUCACCAUCAAUAAAAGCAGCUUCGACCUCGCGAGCAAAGUGUUUGCAUAGACAUCCCCCGGUCACCUGGUGAAAAUGAUGCUGAACAAAUACGAGGGAUACCAACGCACAGGCCAAAUGUUUCCCCACCACCAGCAGCACCAGCUGCAACAGCUGCAGCAGCAGCAACAGCAACAGCAGCAGCAGCAGCAGCUUCCGCAACAGUCGCUGUCCCUGCCCCCCAGUUUCCCGCAGCACCUGCAGUACGGGCACCUGGCCCCAGGAGGAGCCACUGCAGCCUCUGAUGAGCUGCUCAAGGCGGAGCGGGGAGCGGAGUCCAUCCACUCCGGCCAGUUCAUGGUCUCGCACUUCGAGGCCGAGGAGGCGCAGGACGACCUCGAGGACGACAGCGAGGUGAAGAUGCUGGAUCCCGAGGAUCCCGACCUGGUCAAGCCGGGCGAGCCGACCAACACCUGCCGCGACGUCCAGCUCUAUGUGCCCCAGACGGUGGCCCACUUCAGCGCCAUGGACCAGGAGGGCGACGAGAGCAGCAUGAGCAUGGUGACCUCCCACCUGGAGAUCGAGACCUCGCUGACCAAGCUCUUCAAGUGCAUGAACCUGGCCUACAGCCAAAAACUCACCUCGCCCAAAUGGAAUCAUUUCAAAGGAGUGCGACUACGUUGGAAGGACAAAAUCCGCCUGAACAAUGUGAUAUGGCGCUGCUGGCACAUGCAGUUCAUACAAAAGCGCAGAACCCCGGUGUGUCAAUUCGCGUCGCCGCUGGACGUUGACAUACAUAGUAAUCCUCAAACUGUCGUUCUUGAGGGCAAGUACUGGAAACGUCACUCGGCCGUGAUCAAAGCUGAAUACAGAAAAUGGCGCAGAAACUAUAGAUCGAAGGCUACGGGCUGUUUAACAUACGAUUCGAAAAGCGAGUUGGACUUUUUGGAAUGGUCGCCGCUGAACGAUAGGAACUUAAUGCCUGACGAUUGGACAACGGACACCUUGUUCUCGGCUAUAAAUGUUCCCUUUCCUUUUCCUGACUCCAGGGAAAUCGCACGCGGCGCUGGCAUCGCCGACUUCAUACAGCCCAGUUUGGGACCCUUGCAACCGAAUUUAGAUGACAUCGACAUUUCCUUCUCAGACCUAAUUCCCACAACACGCUUGCCACCAGUCCCGGAGGAGGGAACCGAUGCUGAAAUGCUCAAGAACGACGAAUACUGUCUAUCGGCGAUUGUGGGUGCUCCACACACGCUGUACUGCAAUGACAGCAUGAUGGAUGUGGUCAACAGCAGCAAUAGUGGCGCUGGAAAUGUGGACGCAAGCAUGCUGGAGCUCAACACGCCAAUAAACAACAUGUCGUACAAUGAGGUGGAGCAAAGAUUCGCAGUGGCACGACAAGUGCAGCAAUCCGCCAAUGAUUCUCAGCUUCUCGGCGACACGAGCUCAAUGUCCGGCAGGAUGCACGGGGGCAAGCACUUUGGGGCCGUCGGGGCGAACGACAACAGAUGUGUGAUCAACGGUCGCGUGGCCAAGAACACACAGCGCCCGUUCCGACGCGAGCCGCACAACUACGACAAGGCCCAGCCCACCUUGCACCAGACGAACCUCUACCAGCAGAUGCUGGCCGAGCAGCAAAAGAACCAGCAGCAGCAGCAACAUGUUGUCGGCGGCGUAGUGCUGCAGCCUUCUUUCCAGGCACAACAGCAACAGCAGCAGCAGCAACAACAACAGCUCACGCAACAGCAGCAGCACUUCCCUACCCAGCAGACAAACGCCUUCAAUAACCAGAGCUUCCUUAGCAGCUACACGGAGAACUACCAGCAGCAGCAGCAUCAGCAGCAGCUCAACGUAAAGGUGGAGCCGCUGCAUAACGACAUGCUGUCCUUGCUGGGAGACAGUGGGUACAACUCCAUUGGGUACAAGCCCUAUCCGCAGUUCAAGAAGUCCGCCUCGACGGGAACCUUUCUCAAUGUUCCCCGGCUGCCGCAGCAGCAACAGCAACCGAGCUAUCUGCAGCAGGAGCCGCCGCAGAUGCAACAGUCGCUGCCUUUGGGUCUGAGUACUCAGCAACUUCUGCAGCUUUCGCGACAGCAGCAGGCUUCAAACACACAGCAACAGCAGCACCAAUCCACUGUGGCUAGUUUACUGCAGCAGCAACAUCAGCAGCAAAGCCAGCAGCAACAGCAACAGCAGCAACAUCAGCAAGCCGCUGUCAGCACAGCCACUUGGGUGUCGCCGAACACCAUUUUGCCAAAGGAGAUCCAUCGCUCCAACAGCUUGCCACUGAACGUGUCGCUGAACAAGCUGCCAGAUGGCCGACAGCUCAUCCAUGAGCAGCCCUUUGCAGUGCCCAAGUAUCAUGCCAAGGGCAAGUCACGGGUGCGCAGCAACUCGAUGCACCAGCAGCAGACGUCGGUAGUGGCGGCAGCUGGAGCGGGAAGCUCGCCGCUGAGCGCGCACAGCUGCAGCAAUCUGCUGGUCACCCAGCAAAUGCAGCAGGCGACUAGCGAUCCCAUGCUCAAUAGCACUCUAGCACAGUUGCUCACGUCGAAUUCACGCCUGCAAACAGCCGUGGCGAAUAGCUCGCCCUCGAAUUCAUCUUCCGCCAGUGCCAUAGUCACCACUAGCAACAGCAGCAACGUGUCUCCGGCUCUUUAUGCUAAUGUCACAACGCCGCCGUCGGUUUCGGUGCCAACGCAGCCACACUCACCAAAGAAGUCCGCCUCAUUGCCCAUGGCCAUUAAUCCCGCACUGCACAGCCCCCCCGGCGGGAGCAAAAUGCACAGCUUUGGGCCGACUACGGCCAACCUGGGCAGCAACAGCCUGAGCUUGUCGCCGGACUCGCCGUUCCACGAGUCGCAGGAUUCGCCACUGUCGCCGACGGCCAGCCUCAAGUUCCAGCCGAGGGACACCCAACGGAGGGCGGGCCACAUCCACGCCGAGCAAAAGCGCCGGUACAACAUAAAGAACGGCUUCGACACCCUGCAUGCGCUCAUCCCGCAGCUGCAGCAGAACCCCAACGCCAAGCUGAGCAAGGCGGCCAUGCUCCAAAAGGGAGCGGAGCACAUAAAGCAACUGCGACAGGAGCGCAAUGUCCUGAAGGAUAAGAUCGAGGCUCUGCGAAUGGAGCGGGACGAACUAAACAACUCGCUGACGCACCUGCACUCCAUUUUGCCUGCCAACGGAGCGCCUGUGACGCGGCAGGGAACGGAGCACGUUCGGCAGCUAUACGAGAUCUAUGUGCGGUACAACACGAUGAAUGAUUGGAAGUUUUGGAUUUUGGGUCUCAUUCUGGAACCUCUGCUUGCCUCCUACACGUCAACAGUCUCGAGUGCUAGUCUGGACGAGCUACGCCGGACCGCCUUCCUCUGGGUCGAUCAGCACUGCUCCCUUAUAGAUCUGCGACCCGCCGUUACGAAUAAAUUGAAGUACCUAUCUAUGCAUACGGAUAUUGUAUCGGACCCACCCAGCACAUUGCAAGAGGAGGUGGUCAAGGCCCUUCAGAACUCAAGUGGCCAGCAUCCCAACCUACAUGGCCCCUAACCGUUGAUGCUGUUGCCCGUGAUAUGAAUUUAUUUAAUUCAGUCUUUAUUUUAACAAGUAACUUCAACAAAUUGUGCAGCACUAAUUGUACAAAAUGAAAAUUAGGCAGUUUUUAUACAAGAGAUUGGCAGCAGGCAAUAGAUAGUUACGCAGAGCAGCAAUUAGUGCCUACAAUCUUUGACUUAAGCGUAAAAUAAACUAACGAUUUUACAAGUUUUUGACGUAA